This is a messenger RNA of Bombus pascuorum, 6156 nucleotides long. Its product is annotated as fibrillin-1-like. NCBI's taxonomy places the organism in Eukaryota, Metazoa, Arthropoda, Insecta, Hymenoptera, Apidae. The transcript has 19 exons. The record is from RefSeq and is a predicted model, not a curated record. The coding region runs from base 362 to 5164 and encodes 1600 amino acids. Gene Ontology annotation, molecular function: calcium ion binding.
CUAACGACGAAAUCAGUCUGAUAUUUAUGCGCGCGCACACGAAACAGGGACAGAGCGCAGACGGGAAAAGGAAUCGUAUCGUAAGAUAGAGUGGGAUAAUUCAAGAAAUGAGAUGCACAUAGAAAGGUGCAGAGGAGAAAACCGUGCUACCGGCAAACUGAACGCUUUAAUGCAUGUCGAGCGUUUGCUCGGAACGCAUCCGACAACAAAGAAGAACGAUAUUUCACUUUCAAAUCAACGAUUCCGACUCAAACUCAAACUGGCAACGACAAACAGACAAAUUAAGAAAAAGAUCUUGACAGUUUGAAAGAUUGUGAUAUUUGUACGCGGAAACCAGUUCGUUUUAUGGGAAAUUAAGAAGAUGAUGCGAUUCGUCGAUCUAUGUGCGAUUUUCUUUCUACUUCUGGUCAUUCGGUUGGAGCAAUUUUCUCUACAAAAGCGAGAGGCGUUGUUCAGCGAAGCUAGGAUGGAAGCAGAAUUUGAAAAAUGCUGUGGGCUUGGUACUUCGUGGGCUUUGGAAGGCCUAAGGUGUGAAAGGUUCACAGGGCCGGUGUCUGGAGUGCCGACAGUCGAACAAGGUCUUUGCUUAGAGGCUGUGGACAUCUGUUGCGUGAGAGCAUAUCACGAGGAACAAUGCAAGAAAGGAAAAUUAGAUGCGCAUGCUGGUUUAGCGUGUGUUUCUGAUACCAAAAGUAAACGUUCAGGGCCGGGUGAUUAUCACCGUGACUGUUGCGAAGCUUGUAAACUGGGUAUUUUAACUGGAUCUAUGGGACAAGGAUGCGCUUUUAAGAAAUUUACAUUUGGGAAUCCAUGGGAUCCUGCAUUUUUGGAAUGUUGUUACGAAGCGUCACCGAGUACAUCAACUUCUACCACAGAUCUUACAAAGGCAACGUCGUUCAGUGAGACUACCGAUACUGAAUCAACUUCAUUUCCAUCAACAUCGACUUCUUCAUUAUCUACUGAAACAUUGACCUCGACGUCUUUUUCCCCAUCGCUACCUACACCUCCAUUAGAUGACAUCUGUCAACUUAUGAAAGGAUUAUUGUGUUCUGACAUUUGUGUCCCUACGCCAGGAUCUUAUUAUUGCAAAUGUUACGAAGGCUUUACUCUACUAGAAGAUGGAAAAACUUGUAGUCAAGACUUACCUACUGACAGAUGCAAAUCGAGCAAUCCAUGUGAGCAACGCUGCACGGACAAUGGAGUUGCAGUUACGUGUAGCUGCAAUCCCGAUUACGUACUGGCGAAGGAUAAACGUUCUUGUUUACCUAAAUUAUCAGAAAACAAAAGUACAAUUCCUGAGGAUGAUAAGGAGUUUUCAUCUCUUUGUCCCACUGGUUAUCGUUACAAUGCUACCAAUCAAGUGUGUGACGACGUGAACGAGUGUAUAGAAAAAGGAGCAUGCCCUGGUCACUGCGAGAAUAAUAUAGGAUCUUACACGUGCACGUCCAAACAUAAACUUGAAUACGAAGAGGAUACUUGUCCUCCUGGAUACCAGUGGGAAGCCGCUACAGGUUUUUGUACAGAUAUCGAUGAGUGUCUUGUAUUAUCGAAACCAUGCUCCGGAAAGAAAAAUUUUUGUGUUAACACCCAAGGCAGUUUUAGCUGUCUAGAAAUGAAGGGAAUAAAAUCAUGUCCCGCUGGAUUUAAAUUCAAUAAAUUGUCACAGCAAUGCGAAGAUGUGAAUGAAUGUGUAGAAGGCAUUCAUAGCUGUUUGGAAGGUACAGAAGAAUGUCGUAAUAUCGAUGGUGCUUACGAAUGUGACGUAAAAUGUGAUGAAGGAUUUACUUACAGUGUUAAUUUGGGUACCUGCAUAGAUGUGGAUGAAUGUUCUGGCUCUGAUAAUCCUUGUCCAAGUUCAAAUACCACCUGCAAAAAUAUGGUAGGUGGUUACGAAUGCUUGUCUCUGAAUCAUUCUGAAUCUCCGUUUUCAAAUGAUAAGCCAUUGAUUUGUCCUGCGGGAUAUAAGCCGAUAAAUGAUUCCAGGGAAGCAUGUAUCGAUGUGGACGAAUGUAAAGAACAAUUGCAUUCGUGUGAAAAUACAGAACAAUGUGUUAAUGACAUAGGUAGUUAUAGAUGCGAACUAUUACGUCACCAAGAUGCGAAUUUACGUGGAAAGGUUGAAGAUAUUCAUGCUUAUCCCUAUAAAAGGGAACAUAAAUUACUAAGUUCAAUCUUUCCAAUUGUUAAUGAAACAAGGAAUUGCGACAGAGGUUUCAUAUUUGAUCAACGAAGUCUAGAUUGUAUCGAUGUCGAUGAAUGUAGCACUGGUUUAUCAAAUUGUGGAAUCGGUGAACAAUGUAUAAAUUUCGAAGGUGGAUAUAGAUGUUCUCCAGUAUGUCCGCCUGGCUUUCAGUUGUAUAACAAUAGUUAUUACUCGAGUAAAGAAUCUUGUCAAGAUAUAAACGAGUGUGCACUUGGAUUACAUUCUUGUAAUGUAUCGACUCAGUUUUGUGUUAAUACGAACGGUUCUUAUAUCUGUGAAUCAUUUACAACAACAACAACAACAACAAGUUCAACAACAAUUAACAGGCUAUUAGAUAUUAAGAAGAACUAUAUAAUGCAGAAUAUGGAUGGUCACGUAUUUUCGGAACCGUGUAAACUCGGAUAUGCUAGAGAUAUAAAAAGCGGAGAAUGUGUGGAUAUUGAUGAGUGCGCAGCACGUCUGAGUUGUCGAGACUACGAGCAAUGCCAUAAUAGCCCAGGCAGUUUUAUGUGCUUGCCACUAUGUACCACUGGCUGGUAUUUUAAUACAGCGACAAAGGGUUGUCAAGAUGUCGAUGAGUGUCUUUUAGGCAGACACGAUUGUCCACAGGGCACUCAUAAAUGCGUUAACACAAACGGUUCCUUUUUGUGCGAGUUAAUUCCGCCCUGCAGCACCGGUUACAAUCGAUCUUUCAAUGGCAGCUGCGUCGAUAUCGACGAGUGCUUGGAAAAUCUGCACACUUGUCGAUUAGAAUUACACGAGUAUUGUGUCAAUAAAAACGGCAGCUUCGAAUGUUUGACUAGAUUACCGUCUUGUCCAUCGGGUUAUCAAUAUUCCUUAACUACUAAACGAUGCGAAGAUAUCGACGAAUGCGUUCGUGGCCAAUACAAAUGUGAUACUAAACUUUUUGAAAAAUGCUUCAAUCUACCUGGAACUUACAGAUGUGAAAGACCUACAUCGUUUGAGCAGCGUCAACGUCAGAAACCUGCUUGUCCUUCCGGCUUCAGAUAUCAUCCUCGACUAAGAAGGUGCACAGAUAUCGACGAAUGCGCGGAAGGUUUGGACUCUUGCGUAGGUGAAGUUUGCUAUAAUCAACCGGGUGGUUAUAGUUGCGCAACACCUCCGAAGCCGAGAAUCAGGAAACCGCCUACGACAGCCUUACCAGCACCAUCAAACAAAAAGUGUAUCCCUGGAACGAAAUUCGUUAAGAAUCGUUGUGUCGACAUCGACGAAUGUAGGGAAAUAGAUGAUGCGUGUAGUAGCAACGAGGACUGCAUUAAUACCAUGGGAAGCUACAUGUGCGAAUGCAGAAUUGGUUUUAGGCGUGAGAAUUUAACUCAAGCCUGUGUGGACAUUAACGAAUGUCAAACGCAGGAAGAUAGUUGUUUGCAAGGUCAAAGGUGCGAUAAUACUAUAGGUAGCUACACUUGCACUCGAUAUCUAUCUUGUGGUACAGGAUAUACUCUGAAUGCCGCCACUGAGAUCUGCGAAGACGACGACGAGUGUCUACUCGGUACACACGACUGUGGACCUGGUUAUCAAUGCAGGAACACACUUGGCUCUUAUCGAUGUGACCGUAACCCACGUAUGCCGGGACCACAAGCUCGUAUUGAUAUUCCAACGACAUUAAUGACAACCACGACCAGUAAAUCAACAUCCGUAUCCACAUCCAUAUCUGCAGCCAUUACUCCUACUUCAUUAACUACCCUGGGAAAGGGAACGUAUAGUUGUCUACGUGGGUUUGAGGCUGGUUCUGGAGGAAAAUGCGUGGAUAUAGACGAAUGUCAGAAAAAUCCGAAUAUUUGUGGCAGAACAAUGCGAUGUAUCAACACUCUUGGAUCUUAUAGGUGUGUAUUGAAAGUAAUAUGCAGUAAUGGGUUUACUCUGGAUCCAACGUCAGGGCAAUAUUGUGUUGACAUAGAUGAAUGCGCGAAUGGUACUCACGAAUGUACUCCGGAUCAAACAUGUGAAAAUAGAGUAGGUGGUUAUGUUUGCACUUGUCCACCAGGACACGUUGCUGGACCGAAUAAAGACUGUGUUGAUAUCGACGAAUGCAGUCUUUAUAAUGUGUGUGGACCAAACAGUCAAUGCGAAAAUACCGUCGGUUCUUUUCGAUGUAACUGCGAAAGUGGUUUUGAAAAUAUUGGUGGUUUUGCUGGCGGUAAUUGUCAAGAUAUUGACGAGUGCCAAAGGACCCCUGGUUUGUGUCAACAUAUGUGUUUCAACGUGUGGGGUAAUUACAGAUGUGCCUGUAAACCCGGAUUCAGGUUAAACGCUGAUAAUCGUUCUUGCACAGACGUCGAUGAAUGUACAGAGUUCAAAAAUAACAACUUGUGUGUAGGAAUUUGUGAAAAUACACCAGGAAGUUAUGCUUGUAAAUGUCCAGAUGGUUACAAACUCGGACUUAACGGCCGUACUUGCGAAGAUAUCGACGAGUGUCAGGCAGGACCUGUUUGUAGAGCAGCAGAUGAAAUUUGUCACAACACUAGAGGUGGUUAUCGUUGCAAUAAAAUAAACUGUCCCGUGGGAUAUCACCGUGAUCAUGAAAGAAAAAACCGAUGCGUGAAAUCGUGGCCGUGCCAUAUCAACGAUUCACCUUGCCUUAGACAACCAUCGCAUUAUUCAUACAAUUUUAUUACUCUUGUGAGCAUGUUACCAAUUGCACCUAACAGACCGGAAGAACUAUUUAAAAUGAAGGGAUAUCAUCUGCCAAGCUCAACGAUACAAUUUAGUAUGGCAUUCCUGGAAGCGCGUGCACCACCUGGGGUACAACGCGCCACAGAAUCAUGUUUCGCAUUGAGAAGGCCUGCACCAACACAGGUUGUUUUGGUAAUGACACGAACCAUACAAGGCCCCCAGGAAAUCGAACUCGAUUUAAGCAUGGAAGUUUAUCAUAAUGCGAUCUUUGCUGGAAGUGCAGUAGCAAAAAUUAUAAUUUUCGUUUCUCAAUACGAAUUUUAACAACUCUUGGGAUUUAAAAAGGCAAGUGCGUAAUUACCGACAAAUUGUCGCGUAUUUCGAUUCAUAUUUGUAUCAACAAAUUUUUUUGGUACAGCUUUCGUUAUAUUGCUAAUAUUUUAUUUUAAUUACUCUAAAGUUACUUUUAUUUCUCCACUCUUAUUUUAGAUUAUAAUUUCCUAAUUCAAGUUUAAGGAAGCAAGGUAUUAUAUUCAUAAAUGUAAUUAAGAUUUAAAUACAUAUUAAUAUCAUUUUAUCGUACACUCUUUUAAAAAAAGAGUAUUUCUCAUAUUCUUAAACUGUCACAAAGUGAUCAUAUUACAUAUUUGUUACUAGUUUGUUAUAUCUACCGUACGAUGUUUUCAUUGCAACUUUCCACAGAAAUUUUCAAAUAGUAUCUUUUCACUUUUAAUUUCCAACUUGCAAAAAGAAGUAUCCAAGGCGGGCAGGAAUAGCUGUAGAAAAUGUAAAAUGAAUCAUAACGAAUGGAGCAAUAAUUUCACAUUGUAUUUUCGGUAAAUGAAUCGAUUUAUAUGUACAUAGGGUAUAUGUGAAUUUGAACACGUGAAAAAGCGAAAUAAAAUCACAUUAAUCGUUCUAAAUUAACUUUCUCCACGUUACUGUACUUUGUAAAUAUGUACCUUAUCAAAAUCGCAGUUUUAUAACACGUUUCAAUAACGAAACGUUUCUUUUCGCUAUAUUUAACAAUAGAUCUAUCGCUAGUGAUCAUACUUUAUGUACGUAUACAGCAAUAUUCAAGAGAAUCGAUCAUACUCGCUAUAUCUAGUUGUCUAAUUGUAAGUCAAAAGUAACAAGAUUUCUAAAAUAUUUACGCAAUUAUUGUAAUGUACAUAUGUAAUUACAUAUGGUGAUAUAUACCACAUACCAUAUGUAUAUACAUAUUAUAUCGUCUAUAUUAAAUUUAAAAAAUUCUGCAUACCUACAUAUAAUACGAGAAUGUAAAUAUACGUGUAUUCUUUCGCUGCACACCUAAA